UUAGCAGUAUAGCAGCCACGCUUCGUCCACAGCAGCGAGCCCCAAACCCGGGUACGACGUGUCGCUAACUCACCGCUGCGCUGCCUCCCGCCCCGGCCCCCACUGGGCUUGGCUUUGUUUUAGGGGUGGCUCCAGCACAGUUCAGGCCGUUCGAUGUAACUCACACAAGGCCGGGUGUGUUGAUUUCUAUCUGCCGCGCCGUGCGGCCCUUGCACAAGGCAAACGGAGACACUGGUGCAGGUUCACCGACAGUGCCCAGACACCAAGUGUGAACCAUCGGGAUGGGGGUGGGGGGGUAAUAGGAGCCUAUAUAAGAAAAAGCCCCCAAAAUCGGGACUGUCCCUAUAAAACCGGGCUAUUUGGUCACUCUGGUUUCACCAGACCCAAUCCUGGCCCCCCUCUGGCUGCAGGGAAAGAGGGCUGGUUGCUGCCUUGCGGGGGGUGCGGGGGUUCAGACACAGGACCCCACAACUCGGCACCAAGUUUGGGCAGGAGGCAGAAGACUACAACUCCCAGCAUGCUGUGGGGUGCCACCGAGGAAAGUGCAUAUGGGUCUGAGCCCAGCUGGAGGAAGGCUGGAUCCUGUGGGCUCCCAAAUGACCCGACCGUAUCCUGCCGAAAGAGAAGAAACUCCUGUGUCCAGAGACACGGCGGAUUCGUUGUAAACAUGGACUAGUCCCGUAGAUCUCUACAAAUACUCGUUACCCUCCACCCCAGAGGCAGCUGCAGCUCGGUGCCCAGUGCGGGCUCCUUGUGCAAAUAGCCCCCACGCCCUACCCCGGAGCUGGCGAGGGAACCCCAUUGGGCCGCACUGCAGGAUGACGGCCCCAGGGAAGCUGCGGGUGGCGGUGAUCGGGGCAGGAGCAGCCGGGCUAUGCGCCGCCCGCCACCUCGCUGCCCGCCCCGAGUCCUUCGCGCCCCCCGUGGUGUUCGAGGCGUCCGGCCGCAUCGGGGGCACCUGGGUCUAUACCGAAGAGACGGGGCAGGGACCAGACGGGCUCCCCAUCUGCUCCAGCAUGUACCGGGACCUCAGGACCAACCUGCCCAAGGAGGUGAUGGCGUUCCCCGACUUUCCCUUCGACCCCUCGCUGCCGUCCUUCCUGCACCACUCGCACGUGCUGGCUUAUCUGGAGCGUUACGCCGACCACUUCGGGGUCCGAGAGCACAUCAGGUUCUGGUGGCUGGUGGAUGCCGUGAGCCCGGCCGAGGGCGCCGAGGGCGGCUGGGACGUCACCGCCUGCCGGGCCCAGGACCGGACAGUGCAGACGACCGAGCGCUUCGACGCUGUGCUUGUCUGCACCGGUCACUAUGCUGACCCCUUCGUGCCCCCUAUCCCCGGCCUGGAGACCUUCCCAGGCCGGCUGCUGCACAGCCACGAGUACCGCUGCCCAGAGCCCUUUGCGGGCCGCACCGUGGUGCUGCUGGGGGCCGGCCCGUCCGGCGUGGACCUGACGCUGCAGCUGGCCCCCCUGGCCCGGCGGGUGAUCCUGAGCCACCGGCAGCCCCCGCUGCCCGGGCUGCCCGGGAACGUGCUGCAGGCGGCGCCGGUGGUGGGCGUGGCAGGGCCCACGGUCCAGUUCGAGGACGGCGCCGAGCACAGGGCCGACGUCCUCAUCCUCUGCACCGGGUACCGGUACGGCUUCCCCUUCCUGGCGCCCGCCCGCCUGGGCCUGCGGCUGACUGACCACACGGUGACACCGCUGUACCAGCACCUGCUGCUGCCGCGCCAUCCCGGCCUCUUCUUCAUCGGGCUCUGCCAGCAGAUCUGCCCAUUCCCCCACUUCCACUGCCAGCUGCUCUUCUGCCUGGCGGUGCUGGCGGGCACCUGCCGCCUGCCCCCCGCCGCCGAGCUGCAGGCGGCCGCCGAGGGGGAGUUACGGCAGCACCUCGGGGCCCCCCAGCACUUCCACCGCCUGGGCGGGCGGCAGUGGGGUUACUGCCAGGAGCUGGCACGGCUGGGCGGCUUCGAGCCCCUGCCCCCCGUGCUCAGGAAGAUCUACGAGGCCACGGGGGCGAGCCGCAGCCAGGACGUCUCCCGGUACCGGAGCCUCAGCUACAGGGUGUUGAGUGCUGAGGAGUGGGAGCUGGUGGGGGCCGAGCCCGGGGGGGCUGUGCACAAAGGGGGCAGCCCCAGGGGGGCUGGGGGCAAUGGAGACGGAGCUCCCAGCCCGGCAGCGGCCCUAGGCUGAGGGGGAGCCGGCAGGGGGAUGUCUGGCCCAGCCCGUGGGGCCGGAGACCCUUCCCCAUUGUUGCCUCGACCGGCCCCCGCUCGUCCUGCGACACC
Gopherus flavomarginatus (Mexican gopher tortoise) is the source of this 2284-nucleotide messenger RNA. RefSeq lists its product as uncharacterized. The coding region runs from base 819 to 2189 and encodes 456 amino acids. The record is from RefSeq and is a predicted model, not a curated record. The transcript has 8 exons. NCBI's taxonomy places the organism in Eukaryota, Metazoa, Chordata, Testudines, Testudinidae. Gene Ontology annotation, molecular function: N,N-dimethylaniline monooxygenase activity; flavin adenine dinucleotide binding; NADP binding.